AUGUCCAAGCUCGUCUCAAGUGCUCAGAAGGCUCACUUGAAAGAAUUGGCUCAUAAAUAUGCACAUACAUUGAAAUUGCCAGUAACUGAUUUCCCCAAAAGAUCAAAUCAUGAUUUAAAUAUUAAAGAUCUUAUACCCAGAUCUUCUCAAAUUUUAUAUAAAGAUCAACUAAAUAAGAAACCAGUGGAUAAAGAUGUAUUCAUUCUACAUGAUGGACCUCCUUAUGCUAAUGGUGAUAUUCAUAUUGGUCAUGCAAUGAAUAAGAUCUUGAAAGAUUUCAUAAAUAGAUAUAAUUUAAUCCAAGGGAAACAAAUAUAUUAUAAACCAGGUUGGGAUUGUCAUGGAUUACCUAUUGAAUUGAAAGCUCUUGAGACAAUUGCUAAAAAGACUAAAAAAGAUCCUUCAAUGACAUUAUCUGUGCAAGAAGUCCGUAAAAUCGCAAGAGAUCAUGCAACAAAGACAAUUUCAUCACAAUUAGAAUCUUUUAAAGAAUUUGCUAUCCUAACAGAUUUUCAACAUAAUUAUAAAACUUUGAAUCAUAAUUUUGAAAUUAAUCAAUUGAAAAUAUUCCAAAAGAUGUUAGAAAAAAAUUUAAUAACAAGACAGAAGAAACCUGUUUUCUGGGGUUGUGAAACUCAUACAGCUUUAGCUGAAGGUGAAUUAGAAUAUAAUGAUCAGCAUCGUUCUGUUGCUGCAUAUUUAAACUUUCCACUGUUGGAGACUACACCAGAACUACAAAAAAUCAUUGAUGAAAAUGGUUUACAAAACGUUCAUGCCUUAAUUUGGACUUCAACUCCAUGGACAAUUGCUUCAAAUAAAGCCAUUUCAAUUAAUGAAAACUUGGAAUAUACAUUUGUUCAAACAGAUGAUAGCAAAACAUUAAUAAUUGCUGAUAGUUUAAGCUCAAAUAUUUUGGGAAUGAAAUUAGGUAUGAAACCAACAGAUAUUAAAUUCCCAGGUUCAAUUUUAUCAAAUUCGAAAUAUUUACAUCCAAUUAGCAAUGAAACUAAUCCAAUUAUUCAUGGUGAUCAUGUUAUUGACAGUGCAGGUACAGGUCUUGUUCAUACAGCUCCAGGUCAUGGUAAUGAAGAUUAUUUUGCUUGUUUAAAACAUGGUAUUGAAGCAUUCUCCCCAGUUGAUCAAUUUGGGAAAUAUACAAAUGAAUUACCAAAAGGUUUUGAAACUUUAAUUGGUAAAAGAGUUUUAGGUGAAGGUGGUAAAUUAAUUUGGAAUUUAUUUUAUGAUAAAGAUAUGGUUUUCUCUAAGCAAGAUGAUUAUAUUCAUUCAUAUCCUUAUGAUUGGAGAUCUAAAAAGCCAAUUAUUAUUAGAGCUACUCCACAAUGGUUUGCAAAUGUUGGUAAGAUUAAAGAUGAUGCUAAGGAUUCAUUGGACGAUGUUAAAUUUGUUCCUGAAAAUGGUAAGAAUAGAUUAUCUGCAUUUAUUAAUAAUAGAAAUGAAUGGUGUAUUUCAAGACAAAGAAGUUGGGGUGUUCCAAUUCCUGCGUUAUAUUCCAAAUCAAAUGAAAAUGUUGUACUCUUAGAUGAUGUCACCAUAACACAUAUCAUUAAUAAGAUUGAUGAAUUAGGUACAGAUGCUUGGUUUGAAGAAGAAUCAAACGUUUCAAGAUGGUUACCAGAUUCAAUGAAAGAUAAAGGUGAUGAAUAUUAUAAAGGUAAAGAUACAAUGGAUGUUUGGUUUGAUAGUGGUUCAAGUUGGACAGAAAUUCAAGAUUUUUUACAAAAAAACGGAAUCGAACGUGAUACUUUAGCUGAUGUUUAUUUAGAAGGUUCUGAUCAACAUAGAGGUUGGUUUCAGUCUUCAUUAUUAACCAAAAUUGCAACAAGUGAUUCCUCUAGACCAAAUGCUCCAUAUAAACAAAUUGUUACUCAUGGGUUUACAUUAGAUGAAAAGGGACAAAAAAUGUCAAAAUCAAUUGGUAAUACCAUUUCACCUCAUGAUGUUAUUAAAGGUGGUAAUAAAUUACCUGCUUCUGGUGUUGAUGGUUUAAGAUUAUGGGUUGCACAAUCUGAUUAUACAGGCGAUGUUCUUGUCGGGCCAACUAUCUUGAAACAUGUUGGUGUUCAAUUAAAGAGAAUUAGAAAUGCAUUUACAUUCAUGUUGGGAAAUUUGAAGGAUUUUGAAAAAUCUGAUUCAGUAAACUAUAAGGAUUUGAAAAAAAUUGAUAAAUAUGCAUUAAGUAAAUUAUAUGAUUUAGAAAAAGAAGUUAAUCAACAUUAUAAAGAUUUGAAUUUCAAUCGUGUUACACAAACAAUUUAUCAUCAUAUGAAGACUGAAUUAAACGCUAAAUAUUUUGAUAUAAUUAAAGAUAGAUUAUAUGCAGAUGAUCCAAAUGGAAUUUCACGUCGUUCUGCACAAACUGUCAUUUCUCAAAUCUUACAAACCUAUUUAUCAAUACUUUCCCCAUUAUCACCAGUUUUAACUCAACAAGUUUGGGAUUAUUCACCAAAUUGGUUACAAGAUUCAAAUAAUUCACCAUUUAACAAAGGUUGGUUUAAAAUAGACGAAAAAUUCCAUAACACAGAAAUUGUUGAUGAAUUUGCAAAUGUUUGGUUAAUUCAUAAUGAAGUAAAUCAAUUGAUGGAGAAUGGACGUAAGAAUGAUAAUUUUGGUAGUUCAUUAGAAACUGAUAUUAUUAUAAACGGUGAUGGUAAAAUAAUUGAAGCUUUAAAGCAACAUUCAGAUGAAUUAGCAGAUUAUUUUGUUGUUUCUCAUGUUCAUUUCCAAAAAGAUGUUACAAAGGAUGAAUGGAGUUAUUCAAAUACUGUUAACAUUGAGAAUGAAUCAAUUUCUAUCUCUGUUAAUCCUUCAUCAAAAGCUAAAUGUCCAAGAUGUUGGGUUUAUAGUUCUGAAAGUGUUGAAGAACUUUGUAAAAGAUGUGAUGAUGUCCUACAUGAACAUAGCUAG
Messenger RNA from Hansenula ciferrii, 2925 nucleotides. RefSeq names its product isoleucine--tRNA ligase ISM1 (gene ISM1). Gene Ontology annotation, molecular function: isoleucine-tRNA ligase activity; ATP binding; aminoacyl-tRNA deacylase activity. NCBI's taxonomy places the organism in Eukaryota, Fungi, Ascomycota, Saccharomycetes, Phaffomycetales, Wickerhamomycetaceae. The transcript has a single exon. The record is from RefSeq and is a predicted model, not a curated record. Bases 1 to 2925 code for a protein of 974 amino acids. Gene Ontology annotation, biological process: isoleucyl-tRNA aminoacylation. Gene Ontology annotation, cellular component: cytosol.